UCCACCGGCUGCAGCCGCAGUCUUGGUGGCGGAGGUGGUGACCACCACCGCUCCUCCACCUGCAUCCGGGUGCGGGACUGGGGCGGCCGCGUUUGCCCGGCAAACCCUGCACCCCCGGGACGCGGCUCAUCAGGCGUUAGCACCGGCACUAAGCUCCCACCGCGCAGCGACUUGGUCCGCCGCAAGCGCCGCCGCAGGCUUUGUCCGCGAGCGCUCGGCUGAGCCUGGGCGGGCGGGAAACCUGGCUAGGGCGAGGCGGGACCCCGGACAUGCCUUUCUCCACGUCCGCCUCCUCGACCCUUAUUGUAAGCGGAGAAACUUAGUGUGUGAGGCAGGCAUGGGAAGUCCCCAUUUUAAUGUCCCGUACCCUUCCCUCUGGAUCGAGGUAGUAAAGAGGCUCCUGUAGGAAACUGACUGCCUCUAUGAUUGCGGCUUCUUGGGGGAUUUUGCGUUUAGCCCGAAAGUUGGCUUUGCCAAAAGACGCACGGGUAGGAAGGGCGGAAAGGAGACCCUGUAUUCCGUCGCGCUGGGCUCUCCGAGUCCGUGGGCAAAGCGGCCUACGAGUCCUGGCUCCGCACCUGCAGAGGACAAGAGCCAAUGCCUAAAAAAGAACAGCGGAGGAACCGGUUGGCGCGGCCAGCUGGAACGCUGGAUCUCAGCGCGCCCCGGGAAGGCCGGGGGCGCCCGCCCGCCCUAGCCCUCAGUGGUCCUCUCCCACACCGGCCCGUGCGUGCCGCUUUCUACAAGACCUGGGGCGUCCUGGCCAGAUCUGGGUGGCAGGUCCCUCCGCCACCCCCCGCCCAGUUCCAGGGGCGUGGCUUGGCGCGGGGGCGGGUUUAAGUCACCGCGGGUGUCUGACCGCUCUGACAGGUCUCCAAAUUCCUCCCGGUAGCCUGGUGCCCGCAGCGCGUUUCAGAGCUCCAGGGUGGCACGCGGCGGCGCUUCCCUGGAUCCAGAGGCGUCUCUGUCGACUUCCACUCGGCCUCGGGCCUCCCUUCUCCACACCUUCGCCUUAUCCGCCAAGCUUCGGUUCUCAGCCUCGGAUAUCCGCACCGGCGUCUUCUCUUCGUUCUCAGAGCUCUUGGCUUUGGAGACCUCCCCACUUUUUCCUUCCCCCACCUCCUGCUCCUCUUAGCUCCGAGCCAAAUGGACUCCAAAGAACGAAGUAAAGGGGAUGGGAACUGUGUGCUGCGACCCUUCGAAAGCACAGCUGAAAGCGUGGACCUCGUCUUAUAGCUCAGGCUGGGACCCUGGGGCGAGAGUCCCCGCACCCACUCCCGGAGGGAUGCUUCUGGCCGGAGCCAGCGCUGCGCUGUCAGUCCUUGCUCCGCAACUAGGAACGAGCCUAGGAGGGAGCCUCAGCAUACCCCUUCCUUAAAAUUAACUAUUUGGUGAAUUGUUAGCGCCGAGGCUACCACCUCUCCAACCCUGUCGCGGGGCGCCCCGCCACCUCACCGUGCCCCCCUCCUCCUCCUUCUUUGCCCCCGCCCCCAGCUCCGCCCCUGCUCCCCAUCCCGGCGCAAUGGAGUUCUCCGAAAGGCGAUGAUUCCAGCCACAUCUGCUAACUUCGCACCCAUCGCUGCCGCCGGUCACCCCCGGCCAGGACCCCUGAAACCGCGGAGCAGUGGGCGUCCAGAGCCCAGUGCUGCAGCCAGGCCCGCCCGACGCGCGGCAGAAGCACGGCGCCCAGGCUCCUAGGCGUCUCUUGGAGAGCAAAGGCUGCGCCAAAACGCUGAGCCUAGAACCAACCAAGGAGCCUGAGCCCAGGAAGGGGCUGCGUGGCUCAGAGCCCUGCGGCUCCUGAGGACAAAUAGCCACUGCCGCUGCGUACCCAAGCUGCGCCGGUUGGCGGGAGAGCAGCGCGCAAGGACGCGGAGGUCCGCCGCAGUCUUCCAGGUGCCCUUUGCCCCGGGCACAGUAUGACCUGACCUACAAGGAGCCCUGGCGCAGGGCUCCUGCAACCGGACAGCCUAGGAUAGAAAGGAUCGCUGCCAAGCUCCUACCAGCUUGCCUUCAAGUCUUUAGGAACCCCGUCCUCCGGCUGCCUCCCCAGGCUUCUGCGCCUCCUUCCCUGCGGCCCAGCGCCAUGGAGCUCUCCGAUGUGCGCUGCCUUACAGGCAGCGAGGAACUCUACACCAUCCACCCGACGCCCCCGGCCGGCGACGGCAGGAGCGCCUCCCGGCCGCAGCGGCUGUUGUGGCAGACGGCGGUGCGGCACAUCACGGAGCAGCGCUUCAUUCACGGGCACCGGGGAGGCAGCAGCAGCGGAAGUGGAGGCUCGGGCAAAGCAUCGGACCCUGCGGGCGGCGGCCCCAACCACCACGCGCCGCAGCUGUCAGGCGACUCGGCGCUGCCCCUCUACUCGCUGGGCCCGGGAGAGCGAGCGCACAGCACCUGCGGCACCAAAGUCUUCCCGGAACGCAGCGGGAGCGGCAGUGCCAGCGGCAGCGGAGGCGGGGGCGACCUGGGCUUCCUGCACCUUGACUGUGCCCCUAGCAACUCGGAUUUCUUUCUCAAUGGGGGUUAUAGCUACCGAGGGGUCAUUUUCCCCACCCUGCGCAACUCCUUCAAAUCUCGAGAUCUGGAACGCCUCUACCAGCGCUAUUUCUUGGGCCAGAGGCGCAAAUCGGAAGUGGUGAUGAACGUGCUGGACGUGCUGACCAAACUCACUCUCUUGGUCCUGCACUUGAGCCUGGCCUCGGCCCCCAUGGACCCGCUCAAGGGCAUCCUGCUGGGCUUCUUCACCGGCAUUGAAGUGGUGAUCUGCGCCCUGGUGGUGGUCAGGAAGGACACCACCUCCCACACGUACCUGCAGUACAGCGGCGUGGUCACCUGGGUGGCCAUGACUACCCAGAUCCUAGCAGCAGGCCUCGGCUACGGGCUCCUGGGCGACGGCAUAGGCUACGUGCUCUUCACGCUCUUCGCCACCUACAGCAUGCUGCCGCUGCCGCUCACCUGGGCCAUCCUGGCCGGCCUGGGCACCUCGCUGCUGCAGGUCAUCCUCCAAGUGGUCAUCCCCCGGCUGGCGGUCAUUUCCAUCAACCAGGUUGUGGCCCAGGCAGUGUUAUUCAUGUGUAUGAACACAGCUGGAAUCUUCAUCAGUUACCUGUCAGACCGGGCCCAGCGCCAAGCUUUCCUGGAGACUCGGAGGUGUGUGGAGGCCAGGCUGCGCCUGGAGACAGAGAACCAAAGACAGGAGCGGCUCGUGCUUUCUGUGCUCCCCCGGUUUGUUGUCCUGGAAAUGAUCAAUGACAUGACCAAUGUGGAAGACGAGCACCUGCAGCACCAGUUCCAUCGGAUCUACAUCCAUCGCUAUGAGAAUGUCAGUAUUCUUUUUGCAGAUGUUAAAGGAUUUACCAACCUCUCCACGACCUUGUCUGCUCAGGAGCUGGUCAGGAUGCUCAACGAGCUCUUUGCCAGAUUUGAUCGACUGGCCCAUGAGCAUCACUGCCUUCGUAUUAAAAUUCUGGGGGACUGCUACUACUGCGUGUCUGGACUUCCUGAGCCCCGCCAGGACCAUGCCCACUGCUGUGUUGAAAUGGGUCUCAGCAUGAUCAAAACUAUCAGGUAUGUGCGGUCAAGGACAAAACACGAUGUUGACAUGAGGAUUGGAAUCCACUCAGGUUCAGUGCUGUGUGGUGUUCUGGGACUAAGGAAGUGGCAGUUUGAUGUCUGGUCUUGGGAUGUGGACAUUGCAAACAAACUCGAAUCUGGAGGAAUCCCCGGGAGGAUUCACAUUUCCAAAGCCACGCUGGACUGCCUCAACGGUGACUAUAACGUGGAAGAGGGUCACGGUAAAGAGAGGAAUGAAUUCCUGAGGAAGCAUAAUAUCGAGACUUAUUUAAUUAAGCAGCCUGAGGACAGCCUGCUGUCCUUGCCUGAAGAUAUCGUCAAGGAGUCAGUGAGCUCCUCAGACCGGAGAAACAGUGGGGCCACGUUCACUGAAGGAUCCUGGAGCCCUGAGCUACCCUUUGAUAAUAUCGUGGGGAAACAGAAUACUCUGGCUGCCCUAACAAGAAAUUCAAUAAAUCUGCUUCCAAACCAUCUUGCACAAGCUUUGCAUGUCCAGUCUGGGCCUGAGGAAAUUAACAAGAGAAUAGAACAUACCAUCGACUUGCGGAGUGGCGAUAAAUUGAGAAGAGAGCAUAUCAAGCCAUUCUCACUGAUGUUUAAAGACUCCAGCCUGGAGCACAAGUAUUCUCAAAUGAGGGAUGAAGUGUUCAAGUCAAACUUGGUCUGUGCGUUUAUCGUUCUUCUAUUUAUCACGGCAAUACAAAGUUUGCUUCCUUCUUCAAGAGUGAUGCCAAUGACCAUCCAGUUCUCCAUUCUGAUUAUGCUGCACUCGGCUCUGGUCCUCAUCACCACAGCAGAGGAUUAUAAGUGUUUGCCCCUCAUCCUCCGGAAAACUUGCUGUUGGAUUAAUGAGACUUAUUUGGCCCGGAACGUCAUCAUCUUUGCAUCUAUCUUGAUUAAUUUCCUGGGUGCCAUCUUAAAUAUCCUGUGGUGUGAUUUUGACAAGUCGAUACCCUUGAAGAACCUGACUUUCAAUUCCUCAGCUGUGUUUACAGAUAUCUGCUCCUACCCAGAGUACUUUGUCUUCACGGGGGUGUUGGCCAUGGUGACCUGUGCAGUUUUCCUCCGUCUAAACUCCGUCCUGAAGCUGGCAGUGCUGCUGAUCAUGAUCGCCAUCUAUGCCCUGCUCACUGAGACCAUCUACGCAGGCCUCUUUCUGCGUUAUGAUAACCUCAACCACAGUGGAGAAGAUUUCCUGGGGACCAAGGAGGCGUCACUGCUGCUGAUGGCCAUGUUCCUCCUGGCUGUGUUCUACCAUGGACAGCAGCUGGAGUACACAGCCCGCCUGGACUUCCUUUGGCGAGUGCAGGCCAAAGAGGAGAUCAAUGAGAUGAAGGAGCUGAGGGAACACAAUGAGAACAUGCUCCGGAAUAUCUUACCCAGCCAUGUGGCCCGCCAUUUCCUAGAGAAGGACCGAGACAAUGAGGAGCUGUAUUCUCAAUCCUAUGAUGCUGUCGGGGUGAUGUUUGCCUCCAUCCCAGGAUUUGCGGACUUCUACUCUCAGACUGAAAUGAAUAACCAGGGAGUGGAAUGCCUGCGUUUGCUGAAUGAGAUCAUUGCUGACUUCGAUGAGUUGCUUGGUGAAGACCGAUUUCAAGACAUUGAAAAGAUUAAGACCAUUGGCAGCACCUACAUGGCCGUGUCAGGCCUGUCACCUGAAAAACAGCAAUGUGAAGACAAGUGGGGACAUUUGUGUGCUCUGGCUGACUUCUCACUCGCCCUGACAGAAAGCAUACAGGAGAUCAACAAGCAUUCAUUCAACAAUUUUGAACUCCGGAUUGGCAUCAGCCAUGGCUCAGUGGUAGCUGGCGUUAUCGGCGCUAAGAAACCACAGUAUGACAUUUGGGGCAAAACUGUGAACCUGGCAAGCCGAAUGGACAGCACAGGGGUUAGUGGCCGGAUCCAAGUCCCAGAGGAGACCUAUCUCAUCCUGAAGGACCAGGGCUUUGCCUUUGAUUACCGAGGGGAGAUCUAUGUGAAGGGCAUCAGUGAACAGGAAGGAAAAAUCAAAACGUACUUUCUCCUGGGAAGAGUCCAACCCAACCCAUUCAUCUUGCCCCCAAGAAGACUGCCUGGGCAGUACUCCCUGGCUGCGGUUGUCCUGGGACUUGUCCAGUCCCUCAAUAGGCAAAGGCAGAAGCAGCUACUCAAUGAGAACAACAACACGGGAAUCAUCAAGGGUCAUUAUAACCGGCGGACUUUGUUGUCACCCAGUGGCACGGAGCCUGGAGCCCAAGCUGAAGGCACCGACAAAUCUGAUUUGCCAUAAAAGCAUUUUCUUUGUGUUUCUUUUUUUUGUAUUUCUUUUAUAUAUAAAAUAAAUAUACUAAUAAAAAGGUUUACUUUUUUUUAGAACAA
Messenger RNA from Chlorocebus sabaeus (green monkey), 5931 nucleotides. It is a transcript of the gene ADCY8, whose product is annotated as adenylate cyclase 8. The record is from RefSeq and is a predicted model, not a curated record. Gene Ontology annotation, biological process: cAMP biosynthetic process; adenylate cyclase-activating G protein-coupled receptor signaling pathway; intracellular signal transduction. Gene Ontology annotation, cellular component: plasma membrane. NCBI's taxonomy places the organism in Eukaryota, Metazoa, Chordata, Mammalia, Primates, Cercopithecidae. Gene Ontology annotation, molecular function: adenylate cyclase activity.